CAGGAUAUGGUUAUAUAAUGAAAUCCAAAAUUCCAUCCAAGACCAGAUUGACUUAGAUGACUCGUUCAUCCACCUCAUCAAAAACUGAAGCCUCUUGGACUUUUCUUCCCCCCUUCCACCCAGACCCCCCUCCCCUACUCCUCUCUCUCUCUCUCUCUGUCUGUGGGUUGCAACUCAUUUUCCAAGGCCCCAUUCACACUUGGAUGCCUAAUAUUGGAUUUAAGGUUGUCUUUAUAUUGGUCAUUGGAUGAUUUAUUUUUAUUUAUUUUUCUUAUUUUAUUUUAUGGGUCUCAUUUAUUUUGGUUGGUAAGCUGACUUCCAGCUCCAGCUGCCGUGUAAGAACUUCCUGUAAAUCAUAGUAUGCUAGUUUUUCUAUAGCUUUUUCGAGGUCUUCUUGUGGCGUUUGGACCAACGGGAAAACCUGUGUUAGAAAUUUCUUUGAGUUGUGUUUAUUUUGUUAAGCUUGGGAAAAUCUUGCUGCAAAUCCAACUUCUUGAAGUUGUCGAUUUUGUGAAGUUCAGAAAUUCAAUCGCUGCAAAUCUGACUGGCAAGAUUUAAGGUUCUCUGUCUCUGGAUCUACAGUGAAGAAAUUGGUGAAUGUGAAUUUUGUUGGGGGGGCUAUGAAGUGUUUCUCAUUUUAUGUUGGAGACAAGAAGGAUGAAUCAAAGACUACAAAGUCUGUCUCGGUUCAAUCCAUGAAUUCUAUGUUAACUGAUCGUGAAGUUGGGAGAUCUGGGUCUGAAUUGAAUUCCCAAAAUGUCUCAGGCACCAGCACAGAAUCCAUUGGGAGGCCCUCAUUUGCUAGUUUGUCUCAAAGGCCCAGCAACCUCAGAGUGUUCACAGUUUCUGAGCUUAAGUCAUCUACCAAGAAUUUUAGCCGAUCUGCCAUGCUUGGAGAGGGUGGAUUUGGUUGUGUCUAUAGAGGGUCUAUCAAGAGCAUAGAGGACCCAACUAACAAGGUUGAAGUUGCAGUGAAACAGCUUGGUAAAAGAGGGAUGCAGGGGCACAAAGAAUGGGUUACAGAAGUGAAUGUUCUUGGAGUGGUUGAGCAUCCAAACCUUGUCAAAUUAGUUGGCUAUUGUGCAGAUGAUGAUGAAAGAGGAAUCCAACGUCUUUUGAUAUAUGAAUAUAUGCCUAAUGGAAGUGUGGAGGAUCAUUUAUCUGCUCGAUCAGAGGCGCCUCUUCCAUGGACCAUGAGGUUGAGAAUAGCCCAAGAUGCUGCUCGUGGCUUAACAUACCUACAUGAAGAAAUGGGGUUUCAGAUCAUCUUCAGGGAUUUCAAAUCUUCAAAUAUCCUUUUAGAUGAGCAAUGGAAUGCUAAGUUGUCAGAUUUUGGAUUGGCUAGGUUGGGACCUUCAGAAGGAUUGACUCAUGUUUCAACUGCGGUUGUGGGAACCAUGGGAUAUGCAGCUCCUGAGUACAUCCAAACCGGACGUCUUACAGCCAAGAGUGAUGUAUGGAGCUAUGGGGUCUUUCUUUAUGAACUUAUUACAGGUCGACGCCCUUUGGAUCGAAAUAGACCAAAAAGUGAGCAGAAGCUCUUGGAAUGGGUGAGGCCAUACCUAUCAGAUGCAAAAAAAUUCUCACAUAUAUUGGACCCAAGGCUUGAGGGAAAAUACCCCAUAAGGUCAGCACAGAAGCUUGCAACUAUAGCCAAUAGAUGCCUAGUUAGAAAUCCCAAGUCACGUCCAAAGAUGAGUGAAGUGUUGGAAAUGGUGAAUCGAAUUGUGGAUGCAUCAUCUGGAACAGCUAGUCCUCAACUUUCAUUCCGGAGCACAAUGUCUAUGGAAUCUUCACGGAAAAAUACAACAAAAAAGAAAAGAAGUAACAUAGAUUUGAAAGGUGGGGAAAGUGGUUGGUUUGCUCGGAUGUGGACUCCAAAGCUUUUAAGAACAUGUUGAUUGCAGUAAAACUUCAGCAUACGCAGCAGGUAGGUCUUUUGGUCUGUGGAUUACUCUGGAUAAACUUAUAUAUUGAGGCUAAUAGGGUUAUUCAUGUAUUGAUUUAACAAUAAAUUUUAUCCUAGAACUUUCAUAUGGUGUAACUUCUCUUCCACUGAGCAAUAUUUAAGAGAACUGUAAAGUUGAGAGUCCAGAGAGUGCCUAAUUGAUUGGAAAAUGAAGAUGCUAAUUUUAAAGAAA
This is a messenger RNA of Hevea brasiliensis (rubber tree), 2141 nucleotides long. Its product is annotated as serine/threonine-protein kinase PCRK1. The coding region runs from base 621 to 1901 and encodes 426 amino acids. Lineage: Eukaryota; Viridiplantae; Streptophyta; Magnoliopsida; Malpighiales; Euphorbiaceae. The transcript has 5 exons. Gene Ontology annotation, molecular function: ATP binding; protein kinase activity. The record is from RefSeq and is a predicted model, not a curated record. Gene Ontology annotation, biological process: protein phosphorylation.